Thelazia callipaeda (thelaziosis nematode) is the source of this 1088-nucleotide messenger RNA. The record is from the annotation of a GenBank genome assembly. Lineage: Eukaryota; Metazoa; Nematoda; Chromadorea; Rhabditida; Thelaziidae.
UACGGUGGAAAUCCGAUUGAGUGCUGGCUACCAGCUGAACUAGCUUCUCAAAGAUCUUGGGAACAGUAUGCCGAGAGUUAUUGUUUUGUUGAGAAUACGUAUUAUAUUCCCAUGGAGCAGAAUAUUCCACAAAGCAAAAAACAUAGAAAUGAAAAACUAAUUACUUAUUAUCAGUGGGUGCCAUUUACGCUUAUUUUACAAGCGAUGCUAUUCGUAAUUCCUCACAUCUUUUGGAGAAUGCUUAAUUGGACAGCAAAUGUGCAGACGCGUGCAGUAAUUUCAAUGGCAAAUAGUUUAGGCGGGAUGGAUAUUUAUAGUGAAGAAGCACAAGACAUAUUGGAUACAAUUGCUAAUCACAUUUAUCGUGCUAGCAAAUCCAACACUUAUUUGCGUCGAACAUUGCAAAAUAGUAAUUUAUUCGUUACCGUCGUCAGGUUCUUUAUAAAGUCUUAUUUAAGUACGAUUUAUCUCAUUACAAAAUUAUUGUUCUCGGCAAAUGCAAUAAUUCAGUUUUUUAUAAUAUCAAUGUAUUUGGGUGGAAAUGGUUACCAUGUAACAAAAGCACUGAUACAAGAACGAUCCUGGCAACAUACAGGAGUUUUCCCUCGAGUGACCUUGUGUGAUUUUAAAAUUCGCGCAAUGGGUAACAUUCAUCAUCAUACUAUUCAAUGUGUUUUGAUGGCCAAUAUGCUCAAUGAGAAAAUCUAUAUUGGUCUUUGGUGGUGGUUACUGAUAUUAAGCACUUUAACCAUAAUAAAUUCAUUUUAUUGGUUCUAUGUGCUAAAUUCAACUGCUUCAAGUUUCGAAUUUAUGACUGGACUUAUCACGCUUGGAGUUAGUCAGCCACGAAAGGAAAUGUCACUUCGUUAUAUGCAGUUCGUGACACAUUUUAUUGGUGAUCCGACUUUUGUACUGAGAUUGGUGGCUCAGAAUUCUGGUGAAUUGGUCACAAGUCAUAUUGUCACUCGUUUAUUCGAUAUCCAUAUGAGUCAUAUUAAUGAGGAGUUAGUUUAUUGGUAUUACACGAUAGAUAGUUACUCAUUAACUAUGCUAUUUAUUUGUCUUGGAUCUUUAUUCAAACACUGAAU